Mycena citricolor is the source of this 3595-nucleotide messenger RNA. Lineage: Eukaryota; Fungi; Basidiomycota; Agaricomycetes; Agaricales; Mycenaceae. The record is from the annotation of a GenBank genome assembly.
AUGUCCCACCUGAACUGAUCCUUAACCUCCAUGAAAGUUCGGAGACUCUCCUCGUCCGCAUUCCGAAGAAGCACUCACUAUGAUACGCUGAGUGUCCCCCAAAAUGCUUCUCAGCAGCAGAUAAAGACCGCCUUCUUCGCACUUAGUAAAACACACCAUCCGGACAUCCCAGAUCACAAACUGCAGCCUGAAUUCCAUGAGAUUUCGGAGGCGUACAAUGUCUUGAGGGACCCCAUUUCACGGCGUGCCUACGACAAUACUCUCCCGUCGCUGCCCCGUCCUGCCACUCCUUCGACACACUCGCGUUACAUGGCCGAUGCGGCGGUGCGGUACCGCCGGUCUGCGCGAAACUUCCAUCCAGACCCCUCCUCCGCGUCCCAUUCUCAUCCACGCCGCGCACGUCCAACGGACGAGCCGAUGUUUGCACGCCGACCGAGCCACGUUCCCCUCGCCGGGGCGCUGGACCGACACAGUCGGCAUCCGGGGCAGCGAUACAAGCCUCCCGAUCUCCAGAAGCAAGCGGCCGCUUGGGCGUUCCAGAAGGCUGAGCUGAGGGAGCAGAAGGUCCGGGCUCCGCGGUAUAUUGCGACCUGGAUGACUGCUAUCGGUGUGUUUGCCGUUGCGAGUCUUUGGCUGAGGUGAGAAUAGUGACUAUAGAGGUCAGAUGUAUAUAAAUACCAAAUGUCGCUUGAAUUAUCGUAGUGAAUGGUCGUCGUGAAAGCGUCCGAGUACACGUUCACAUUCGUGGAUCACUCGUAAAGAUACCAUUCAGUUUGGUUUUCGCGGAGAACCACCUGCCGGUACAUGAACUUGCAUGUACGUAAGCAAAUCGUCAGCUUGCUCUGAUCAGCGUUCAUCCUUCCAUGCCUCCACGCAAAAAAACGAAGCUCUCCUCAGUCUCUUCCGGAUCGGCAACAAUGUCGCAUGAUAAUCAUAUUCCCAGCCGCGUUCCGGAGGGAUUUCCCGAAUUUGAGAAGCUUUCACGCGCCUUGGUGCAAUAUGAACAUGCAGUGAUGCUGAGGUCUCGAGAGCACAGCAAGGCGCCGAAUGAGCUGGUAGAGCUGGAUACUUGGCUAAACGGUGAUUUUCUGGGCCGUAUCUCAUUGCCGUCUCGUGAGCCUGUUACUAAGGCUGAUAUGACUUCCCUAAUGAAAUGGAAGUUGUCGCGCGGCAAAUCGAGACCCACUCUCUUAGCUCUCAUUGGAUCGAACCCGGAGACUUUGAUUCAUGAAUCGGCCGGCGCAGCGCUCGAUCGCGUGCGGGAAGCUGGAGAUGAUCUGGACGUCGCGCUGCUUGCCAUCGCAGAAGCAUGUAAACUGAAAGGGGUCGGAGCAGCGACAGCUUCUGCGCUACUCACACUGCACCCUCCCCAUCUUCUACCGUUCAUGAGCGAUGAGGCGGCUGGCUUCUUCUCCUCGACGCUCGGUCCCAUCAAGUACACCGAUACGUUUUACAAGAAAUACGCGGCCACAAUGGUCGCUUGUGUCAAGCAACUCAAUGAGAGUGAUGUGGGCUCGUCGAUGCUCUGGGACUGCAUGAAACUCGAACACGCGCUGUUCGCGAUCAGUAUCUUGUCGAAGCAUGGAGAACAUGAUCUUCUUGAGGAUCCUGUCGAAGCAGGUGGUCGGAAAAAGCGGAAGAGAGACUCGCAGGCUCAGUGAUCACCCCACGCACUACCUCAUUCGUCUGUCCCCUAUCUCAUCCUAACCGCUACCUCCAUUCUGGGCUCGCAGCAAUAAAAUCUGAAAUGUCUCAGUGCUCGUGUCUAACACUAUCCCUCUCUCCUUCCUACUAUGCCGCUCACACCAGGCGUCCGCUUCCUGGCUCUGAAAUUAUUCGCACCUUGCGUGUUCGUACUUGCGAUCCUCACUCUCACUACUAAUCCGACAAUCUCGCACUCGUAUCCCCUCCUUUGGGCCGCCCCUUUCGCGGCCAUGGGCACUAUCCUGGCUCACUUAACGUAUGGGCGAGCAGGACGUUCGCGCGCGGUACGCAAGGCGGGUGCUCGCCAGAUCCCGCGCGCUCCCAGUCGCUGGCUCGGCGGCCUCGAUCUGCUGCGCAAGAUCCUUCAUUCCUAUGAACAGGGCUUUCUUGGCGAAGCCUUUUCUGACCUCGUUGACUCGAUGGGUCCUGUCUUCAAUAUCCGUCUGCUCUGGCAGGACAAGAUCUUCACCGUUUAUCCCGAGCAUCUCCAGAUCAUACUAGCCACGGACUUCAAGAACUACAUCAAAGGCACCGACUUUUGCUUUGGAAUGAACUCAGUCCUUGGGAAUGGUGUCUUCAAUUCUGAUGGCAAGAUGUGGUCCUUCCAUCGGUCGAUGACCCGCCCUUUCUUCUCACGUGAUCGUGUCCAGGACAUGGACAUAUUCGAGCGACACACUGAGCGUACGAUCGGGUUGAUAAAAACUCGCAUGGCUGAAGGGCAUGCCAUUGACUUCCAGGAUCUCAUCAGCCGUUUGACGAUGGAUGCUGCCACGGAGUUCCUCUUUGGCUCCUGCGUUGAUAGCUUAUCGUGCUCGCUCGCGUAUCCGCACAACGUAUUCAGCCCAUCGACUCAACCGACCCAAUCAGCCGAUGACUUUACAGCCGCGUACAACCAAGCUAUGCUCCAAAUCGCUUUCCGGCAGAGGGUCGGUUGGGUCUGGCCGCUGUUUGAGAUUUUGGGCGACAAAACCGUGAAGCCGAUGAAAGUCGUCGACAGAUUCAUCGACCCUCUUAUCGAGGCUGCCUUGGCGAAGAAAGCCCGAGGAGGGCAUCUCUCUGCAUCACUUUUAGACGAGCUUAUCAGGUCCACAACCGCUAGAUCCAAAGCUGCUCAAGGAUGAAAUACUCAAUGUUUUGAUCGCCGGUCGAGAUACGACCAUGAGCGUCUUGAGCAACGUCAUAUAUCUUCUCAGCACAUCUUCUGAUGUGAUCGCCCGCCUUCGGGAGGAGAUCGCGACGUUCGUGGGGCCUUCUGGCCGUCCCUCAUUCGACAAUAUCAGACAAAUGAAAUAUCUGCGCGCUGUGAUCAACGAGACGAUGCGGCUGUUCCCGCCAGUUCCCUUCAAUAUCCGACAGGCUGUGAACGACAGUGUCUGGCCUUCGCCAGAUCCAACACAGAAACCGUUACAUAUCGCGGCUGGGACCAAGAUCGUGUAUUCUGUCAUGGUCAUGCAGCGGCGGCCAGAGCUUUGGGGGCCGACCGCACAUCUCUUCGAUCCAGACAGAUUUCUGGAUGAGCGGGCGAAGCAGUACAUCUCCCAUCCGUUCCGGUUUUUGCCAUUCAACGCUGGUCCCAGGAUCUGUCUCGGGCAGCAGUUUGCGUAUAACGAGAUGUCUUUUGUGUUGAUCCGCCUGCUCCAAACUUUCAGCUCGAUAGCCCUCGAUGCCGAUGCGUUCCCACCUUCUGCUCGAGUGCCCAGCGAUUGGUCGGGCCAGCCGGGUCGCAAGGGCAUCGAGCAAAUCGUUCCCAGAGCGCACCUGACGAUGUAUACCUCAGGUGGAUUAUGGGUACGGAUGAGCCAGGAGCCCUGUACAAGUUCAUAGUAAUAACAUCUACUGAAACAUGUAUCAUGCAAAUCCCAUGCCUGUCGUUGCUGGCCCAUCUCUGACC